Molecule: messenger RNA, 921 nt
Organism: Anthostomella pinea
Lineage: Eukaryota; Fungi; Ascomycota; Sordariomycetes; Xylariales; Xylariaceae
Source: the annotation of a GenBank genome assembly
AUGGCGCCGGCAGACGACCUAGCCUUCGGCCCGGAGGGCGGGCAGUGGCACUACAAGCGCGAGACGAAGACGUUUGAUCUUACGCGCGGCUCCUCGGGCGCAGACACAAGCAACAACAAGACCAACAAAUUCACGGUCGGCACGACACAGGGCCCGGCAGACACGAAGAUUGAGCUUGAUCCAGCCAAGACGGCCCUCGUCAUCGUCGAUAUGCAGAACUUCUUCCUCGACCCGAAGUGUAUGGAUCAUCCGACCGGCGUGGCGGCCGUGGAGCCCCUUAUUGGGACUAUUGCGAAGUGCCGCGAGCUGGGCAUUGAGGCAAGGACGCUCCUACCCCUCAAUCUCAUUUGGCUUUCCUUCUUGUCUCAUCGCCUCAAGUCUGGUGAUGAAAUUAUCGCGCGGAGAAAGGGAAAGACUACGGCAGUCAUCUGGCUCACCUGGGGCCUCACAGACGCAGACCUCGCCUCCAUGCCCGCAGGCGUCCUCCGCGGUUUCGCCAACUCGCUCGUCGCGCGGCAUGAGGACCCGGUGCAUAGCGGUCUAGGAGUGGACCUCGGCGCCGAAAAAGGGCGAACGCUGUACGCCGGAGCGUGGAACUCUGAGGUGGUGCCGCGCCUUGCGGCAAGCCCCGUCACGGACAUCGAGGGCGACGUUUUCUGCGCUAAGAACCGCAUGUCUGGGAUGUGGACACCGGAGCAGCCGCUAUACAAGCACCUAGAAAAGACCGGUAAGACAUCGCUGCUGUUCGCGGGCGUCAAUACGGACGAGUGCGUGCUGGGCACCCUUGUCGAUGCGUACAAUGCCGGCUGGGACUGCGUGCUGCUGGAUGAUUGCUGUGGGACGACGACGCCGAACGGGCAUGAGGUUACGGUCUAUAAUUUGAUGGUCAGUAAGCAGCGUUUUCUUUUCCCAACUAGAUAG